AUGGAAACAAUAGUUCUUUACCCAUCUCCAGGCAUGGGCCACCUCAUCCCGAUGGUGGAGCUCGGAAAACUCAUCCUCCGCCACCACCCAUCUGCCGCCGUCACCAUCCUCACCGCCCCUCCCUCCUUCAACACCGGCUCCACCGCCGCCUACAUCCGCUGUGUCUCCUCCGCUGUCCCCUCCAUCACCUUCCACCACCUUCCCGCCGUCAACCUCGACCUCCAGUCCUUCCCCUCCAUGGAGGCCGUCAUCUUCGAGACCCUCCGCCUCAGCGACCCCCACGUCCGCCGCGCCCUCGAGUCCAUCUCCGCCGUGGGCCCCGCCAUCUCCGCCUUCAUCAUCGACUUCUUCUGCGUCUCCUCCCAGCCCAUCGCCGCCGAGCUCGGGAUCCCGACCUACUACUUCGGCACCUCCGGCGCCACCGCGCUGGCGUUAUGCCUCCACUUUCCGGAAGUCAACCGCUCCACCACCGUGAGCUUCAAGGACAUGAAGGACACGCUCCUCGAUUUCCCGGGCCUGCCGCCUUUCCCGCCUUCCGACAUGCCGUUGCCGUUUCUUGAUCGGGAGACCUUCGACUACAGGAAGUUUCUAGAAUGUUCUCUCGGCUCAUCGAGUUCGGAUGGAAUAAUUCUCAACACAUUCGAGAGUUUGGAGGUUAGGUCUCUGAAAUCGAUAAGAGAAGGCGAGUGCAAUCCGGACGGGCCGGCUCCGCCGCCGGUUUUUACAAUUGGGCCGCUUCUUGCAUCCGAGGACAGGAGUACAAGCGGCCCAGCCCACGAAUGCUUGGGCUGGCUCGAUAAGCAGCCCAGUAAAAGCGUGGUCUACUUAUGCUUCGGCAGUUUGGGCCUAUUUUCGGAGGCCCAAUUGAAGGAAAUCGCGAUAGGGUUGGAGAAAAGCGGCCACCGGUUCCUGUGGGUGGUCCGAUCGCCGCCGAGCGGCGACGAGAGCCGACGAUUCCUUCCGCCGCCGGAGCCGGAUCUGGAAUCGCUCCUGCCGGAGGGGUUUCUGGACCGGACGGCGGGCAGGGGCCUGGUGGUGAAGUCGUGGGCCCCGCAGGUGGCGGUGCUGGGGCACGGAUCGGUGGGCGGGUUCGUGACUCACUGCGGGUGGAACUCGGUGCUGGAGGCGGUGCGGGCGGGAGUGCCGAUGGUGGCGUGGCCGCUGUACGCGGAGCAGAAGGUGAACCGGACGGUGAUGGUGGAGGAGAUGAGGGUGGCGCUGAGGAUGGAGAUGGCGGAGGAUGGGUUCGUGGCGGCGGAGGAGGUCGAGCGGCGGGUGAGGGAGCUGAUGGGGGAGGCGGAGGAGGUGAGGAAGGUGGUAGAGGAGAAGAGCUUGGAGGCGGCGGCCGCCAUGGCCGAAGGAGGUUCCUCCAUUGUUCAGCUUGGGAAGCUUUUUCUGUCGUGGAAGAAAGUAAAAAUGGAAACCAUAGUGCUGUACCCAUCUCCUGCCAUGGGCCACCUUAUCUCCAUGGUGGAGCUCGGAAAAUUCAUACUCCGCCACAACCCAUCGGCCGCCAUUACCAUACUUACCGUCCCUCCUUCUUUCAACACCGGCUCCACCGCCGCCUACAUCCGCCGUGUCUCCUCCGCCGUCCCCUCGAUCACCUUCCUCCACCUACCCGCCGUCCACCUCGACCUACACGCCUUCCCCUCCAUGGAGGCCGUCAUCUUGGAAACCCUCCGCCUCAGCAACCCCCAAGUCCGCCGCGCCCUCGGCUCCAUCUCCGCCCCCGUCUCCGCCUUCGUCAUCGACUUCUUCUGCUCCUCCUCCCAGGCGAUCGCCGCCGAGUUCGGCAUCCCGACGUACUACUUCAUAACCUCCGGCGCUGCCGCCACGGCGUUCUUCCUCCACUUCCCGGUGGUCCACGGCACGACCGCCGUGAGCUUCAAGGACAUGAGGGACACGCUCCUCAAUUUCCCGGGCCUGCCGCCGUUCCCGCCGUCCGACAUGGUGGAGCCGGUGCUCGAUCGGGAAUCCACCGACUACAAGAUCUUUCUAGAAUAUUCUAUCAACAUGUCAAUUUCAGAUGGAAUAAUUGUGAACACAUUCGAGAGUUUGGAGGCUAGGACUCUGAAAUCGAUAAGAGAAGGGGAGUGCAAUCCGGACGGGCCGGCUCCACCGCCGGUUUUUACAAUUGGGCCGCUUCUUGCAGCCGAAGACAGGAGUACAAGCGGCCCGGCCCACGAAUGCUUGGGCUGGCUCGACAAGCAGCCCAGUGAAAGCGUGGUCUACUUAUGCUUCGGCAGCUUGGGCUUAUUUUCUGAACCCCAACUGAAGGAAAUCGCGAUAGGGUUGGAGAAAAGCGGCCACCGGUUUCUGUGGGUGGUCCGGUCGCCGCCGACCGGCGACGAGAGCGGCCGGUUCCUGCCUCCGCCGGAGCCAGAUCUGGACGUCCUCCUGCCGGAAGGGUUCCUGAACCGGACGGCUGGCCGGGGACUGGUGGUGAAGUCGUGGGCCCCACAGGUGGCGGUGCUGGGGCACGGGUCGGUGGGUGGGUUCGUGACCCACUGCGGGUGGAACUCGGUGCUGGAGGCGGUGCGGGCGGGCGUGCCGAUGGUGGCGUGGCCGCUGUACGCGGAGCAGAAGGUGAAUCGGGCGGUUUUGGUGGAGGAGAUGAGGGUGGCGUUGAGGAUGGAGAUGGCGGAGGAUGGGUUUGUGGCGGCGGAGGAGGUGGAGCGGCGGGUGAGGGAGCUGAUGGGAGAGGCGGAGGAGGUGAGGAGGGUGGUGGAGGAGAAGAGCUUGGAGGCGGCGGCGGCCAUGUCGGAAGGAGGUUCCUCCAUUGACACCGUCGUCCUGUACCCCUCGCCGGAGCACCUCAACUCCAUGCUCAUCCUCUCCAAGUUCUUCAGCAAACACCACCCCACCCUCCCCGUCAUCAUCCUCUGCUCCGCCCCCGAAUCCGCCGCCUCCUCCGUAUCCUCCCUCCCCUCCGUCACCUACCGCCGCCUCCCCCCCGUCGCCACUCCUCCCAACUUCACCAAACACCCCGUCGAGCGCUUCUUCGAGAUCUCCCGCCUUGACAACCCAAAUCUCCGGCAGGCCCUCCUCCAGAUCUCUGAGAAAUCGAGGAUCAGGGCCGUCGUAAUGGACUAUUUCUGCAACCCGGCGUUCGAUGUCUCCACCGGCCUCGGCAUCCCCACCUACUUCUACGUCAGCAGCGGCGCGUUUGGCCUCUGCAUUUUCUUCAAUUUCCCGACGAUCGACGAGAAGAUCGGCGAGCAGGACCUCGGCAGCCUCAACGACUUCGUCCAAGUCCCCGGCUGCCCGCCGAUCUACUCAUCGGAUUUUCCCAACGGCAUGUUUUUCCGGCGGACCCCCAUAUACCAGCACUUCCUCUCCGCCGCCAACAACAUGCUGAAGUCGGCCGGGAUCUUGGUGAACGCGUUCGAUGCGCUCGAGCCGCGGGCCAAGGAGGCGCUCGACUCCGGCGCGUGCGUCCCCGGAGGCUCGACACCGCCGGCGUUCUUCGUCGGGCCGCUCGUCGCGGAGGCGUCCGGCGGCGGCGGCGGCGACCGCCACGAGUGCCUGCAGUGGCUCGACGAGCAGCCGUGCCGGAGCGUGGUCUUCCUCUGUUUCGGGCGCAGAGGGCUGUUCUCGGCGGAGCAGCUGAGGGAGAUGGCGGUGGGGCUGGAAGGCAGCGGCCACCGGUUUCUCUGGUCGGUCAGGAGCCCGCCCGGCGCGGCGGAUGGGGAGCCGGACCUGGAGGCGCUGCUGCCGGAAGGGUUUCUGGAGAGGACCAAGGGCAGGGGAUUCAUUAUAAAGUCGUGGGCCCCACAGAGAGAAGUGCUGGACCACGCGGCGGUGGCCGGAUUCGUGACCCACUGCGGCCGGAGCUCCAUCCUGGAGGCUUUGAUGCGCGGGGUGCCGAUGAUCGGGUGGCCAAUGUACGCGGAGCAGAGGAUCAACAGGGUGUUCAUGGUGGAGGAGAUGGGGGUGGCGCUGCCGCUGGAGGAUGGAGAAGAUGGGUUCGUGGCGGCAGCGGAGCUGGAGAAGCGGGUGAGGGAGCUGAUGGAUUCGAAGGCGGGCCGGGCCGUGAGAGAACGGGUCGAGGAGAUGAGGAGGGCGGCCGAGGCGGCGGUCGGGGAGGGCGGGUCGUCGGUGGCGGAACUGAAU
Striga asiatica is the source of this 4113-nucleotide messenger RNA. The record is from the annotation of a GenBank genome assembly. Lineage: Eukaryota; Viridiplantae; Streptophyta; Magnoliopsida; Lamiales; Orobanchaceae.